Messenger RNA from Prorocentrum cordatum, 315 nucleotides. Lineage: Eukaryota; Dinophyceae; Prorocentrales; Prorocentraceae. The record is from the annotation of a GenBank genome assembly.
ACCACGCACCCGUUCCACUUCCGCAUGAGCCCCGCCAUUAUGCUCGGGCCGCAGUGCAACCAUGACCUGGCUGUCCUGCUGCGAUUCUGCGACAUCCCCGCAGACGACGCCAACCUCCCGGGCGCGGCCCGCGUCGCCCAAGUGAAAGCAUCAAUGGCGGAAGCCAUGGGCGACCACGAGUAUUACGCCUCGGCGUACUCCUCCAAAGCGCAGCCGCAUACAGACGGGCUGAAGAUGACAUUAGCCGCGUCCCUCGAGAGAAAGGAGCGCGCAGCAUUGGCAGAUGCCGCCCGGGAAGCGAACGACGACCAGUAG